Molecule: messenger RNA, 1660 nt
Organism: Maniola jurtina (meadow brown)
Lineage: Eukaryota; Metazoa; Arthropoda; Insecta; Lepidoptera; Nymphalidae
Product: MIP18 family protein galla-2-like
Exons: 2
Coding region: 129-596 (155 amino acids)
Biological process (GO): iron-sulfur cluster assembly
Cellular component (GO): cytosolic [4Fe-4S] assembly targeting complex
Source: RefSeq, a predicted model, not a curated record
GACUUUGACAGUUGACAGAUAAACAAAAACACGGAUUUUCUGAAUUUUCCCUGCAUUUUGCGUAAUUUUGCGCUUUCUGCGAAUUUGGCGAGUAUUUUAAUAUUUUUCCACUUAAAUAAAUUAAAACAAUGACGAAAACGGCCGACAAUGUGAACCCCAACGUGUACGAUACGUAUUCAGAGCGCGAAAUAACCUCGAACGAACUCGAUGAAGACGUAGUCGAUGAGAUAGAUCGAAGAGAGGUGUUUGAUUUGAUACGCAAUAUCAAUGACCCUGAGCAUCCCCUAACCCUAGAGGAGUUAAGGGUCGUGGAGGAAGGCAAUAUAUUCGUGGACAAUGAGAAGAAUGUGGUCAAUGUGUAUUUUACGCCUACUAUACCACACUGCAGCAUGGCCACUUUAAUAGGUUUGUCUAUCAGAGUCCAGCUUCUAAGAGCUCUACCAAGCCGCUUCAAGGUCACCGUAGAGGUCUCCGAGGGUACGCACAUGUCGGAGCAUGCCGUCAACAAGCAACUCGCUGAUAAGGAGCGAGUAGCGGCCGCUUUGGAGAACAACAACUUGGUGCAAAUCAUCAACCAGUGUGUUGUCAACUCAUAAUAUUUUAACUUCUAUAUGAGAGAGAGGUUAAUAUAGAGCUUUCUCUGUUACUCAAUCCCAUAUAAAUGACAAAGACAAAAAAUUCAGUAUGCAUUAACCAAUUUUAGUGGCAUACUAACUUGUUGUUUGCUUAAACGGUGAAGGAAAACAUCGUGAGGAAACCUGCAUGCCUGAGAGUUCUCCAUGUUCUCAAAGGUGUGUGAAGUCUGCCAAUCCGCAUUGGGCCAGUGUGGCAGACUAUGGCCUAAACCCUUCUCACUCUGAGAAGAGACCCGUGCUCAGUAGUGGGCCGGUAAUGGGUUGAUCAUGUCACUAACUUGUUUCCGUGGAUAGGUACGGUAAGCAUAGACUCAUUUGUGAUUGUCUUUGUCAUUUGUAUUACAGAGACAGUCAUAUAUUAACUUCUCUCCGUGGUUUUAGUUAAGUAUUUCACCUAGAAAACUUGUGCGUCGCAUACUUCCGCGCGUUGAAGAUUCGGACGAUUCGACUUCGGGGAAGUGUGCGAGGUUUCCUGAGAUUUCAUAGAAUUCUAAACGGAGGUUGGCGAAUUCGGACCCAGCAUUUUUAAAAACCGGUCAGAUUCAGAAAUCAUUUAAUUUUAAUAAUAUUUUUCAGAGUAUUUUUCUGUGUAAGCCUGAUACUUUUAGAAGAUGGGGAUCAAAAAUGUAAUUAUUCACAAGCACACAUUAUUAAUAACCGUUACACAAGUGAAUAUCUUUUUUCUCCCAACUUUAUUUGAUAGACUUUGAUGAAGUUUUUUGUUAGACUGGUUUACUAGAACAAGCAUGAGAAGUUUGAUUCGUGAACGUGGGCUUAAGGCUCACGGUUCCGUUAGUUUGGGCCUGGAACUCUAUUGAAUUCGCCAAACUCCUUUGUUUCGCUCGACUCGUUCGACGCGUUCAGCUUGGAUAAGUGUGCGUUCACCAUAACACGUUGACUAUCGGCGAAAUUAUCACGAUAAUUAUGGCGUUGUCGGGCAUUGACGUUAACCUUAAUGUGGCCCGAGCAUUAAGUUGCCUUCAAACUAGGAAAUAUAAUAUAAUAUAUAAAUAUAGCUCACCCUA